UUCUUUUCUCUGGUUCUCUCUGCUAAUAACGCUUUGUUUCGCCAAGGCCGAAGGAAGAAAGCACAAGCACACACUUCUUGGUUCUGGCUUAAACAGUUUAAAAGCUAUGGCUUCUUCCACGAGUAAUUGGGCCAAAGCCCAUAUUUUUCAACCUCUUUUCCACUCCUCAACGGUGCAUUUCGACUGCUCUUCAACAUCCAUCUCCUUGAAGAGACGGCAGCCCAACAGAACCAACGUCGUUCACUCCGCUUUGCACCCUCCUUCAGUUCUCCACUUCCCCAAACAAACAUACCAAAACCCCAUAAUCCCCGUAGACGACAAUUCUGUAAAUGUAGAAGCAAAACCUAAAACCCACCGCCACCAACAGUGGAAUCUCCUCCAAAAAGCAGCGGCCAUGGCCCUUGACAUGGUUGAAACCCUCUUGGUCUCACUCGAGCAUCAACACCCACUCCCUAAAACAGCUGACCCACAUGUGCAAAUCUCCGGGAACUUCGCUCCCGUCCCUCAACAACCCGUCAAGCAAUCCCUUCCUAUCACUGGCACCAUCCCUUCUUGCAUCAACGGCGUUUAUCUCCGCAAUGGAGCAAACCCUUUAUUCGAGCCCGUUGCCGGCCACCACUUUUUCGACGGUGACGGCAUGGUACACGCCGUCACCAUUGAUAAUGGAAACGCCAGCUAUGCCUGUCGUUUCACCGAGACACAAAGAUAUUUACAAGAGAAAGAAUUGGGUCGCCCUGUGUUCCCUAAAGCAAUUGGUGAAUUACAUGGCCACUCAGGGGUUGCCAGGCUCUUACUUUUCUACGCGAGAGGUCUUUUCGGCAUCGUCGAUCAUAAACAUGGCACUGGAGUAGCUAAUGCUGGCUUAGUCUAUUUCAACAAUCGACUUCUAGCCAUGUCCGAGGACGAUCUUCCUUACCACGUGCAAAUCACUUCCUCCGGUGAUUUGGAAACAGUUGGAAGAUACGAUUUUGAUGAUCAACUCAAAUCUACAAUGAUUGCGCACCCCAAAAUCGAUCCUUUGUCCAAGGAGCUCUUUGCUUUGAGUUACGAUGUUGUCCAAAAGCCUUACUUGAAGUACUUCAGGUUUCACCCUGAUGGCAAUAAAUCACCAGAUGUGGAGAUCCCUUUAUCAGUGCCGACCAUGAUGCAUGAUUUCGCCAUCACUGAGAAUUUCGUGGUGAUCCCUGAUCAGCAAGUGGUGUUCAAGCUACAAGAGAUGAUUACCGGUGGGUCGCCAGUGAUUUACGACAAGAACAAGAAGUCUUCCUUCGGGAUUCUUCCUAAAAAUGCAAGCGAUUCCAAGGAUAUUGUAUGGGUUGAAUCCCCUGACACUUUCUGUUUCCAUCUAUGGAACGCUUGGGAAGAGCCGGAAUCCGAUGAAGUCGUGGUGAUUGGUUCUUGCAUGACACCUCCCGACUCCAUUUUCAACGAAUGUGAGGAGAGUUUGAAAAGUGUUCUGUCCGAAAUUAGGCUUAACUUGAAGACAGGUAAGUCCACGCGCCGCCCAUUAAUCACGGAAUCAGAGCAAGUGAACUUGGAAGCUGGGAUGGUGAACAGGAACCGGCUUGGAAGAAAGACACGGUACGCUUACCUUGCCAUCGCUGAACCAUGGCCAAAAGUGUCGGGAUUCGCCAAGGUUGAUCUUUUUACUGGAGAGGUAAUAAAACACAUAUACGGCGAUGGAAGAUAUGGUGGGGAACCGUUUUUCUUGCCUCGAGACGACAGUUGUGAAUCAGCUGAAGAUGAUGGUUAUAUUCUUUCCUUUGUUCACGACGAGAAGAAAUGGAAAUCGGAGCUCCAAAUCGUGAACGCCAUGAAUUUACAGCUGGAAGCUUCAGUUAAAUUACCAUCCAGGGUUCCAUACGGGUUUCAUGGCACGUUUAUAGACGCCAAGGACUUGGCAAAUCAAGCUUAGUUAGACGUAAAUUAAGAUUAAAAGAAAGAAGCAAAAGCUUUACUGCGCAGGGAGAUUUUUACAAAAGACACCCUGAUUCUCAUGGAGAAAUUAACUUUUUGGUUGGAUAAUAGAGUUUUUUUUUUACCCUA
Messenger RNA from Hibiscus syriacus, 2046 nucleotides. RefSeq names its product 9-cis-epoxycarotenoid dioxygenase NCED2, chloroplastic-like. The transcript has a single exon. Gene Ontology annotation, biological process: carotene catabolic process. Bases 107 to 1915 code for a protein of 602 amino acids. Gene Ontology annotation, cellular component: chloroplast stroma. Lineage: Eukaryota; Viridiplantae; Streptophyta; Magnoliopsida; Malvales; Malvaceae. The record is from RefSeq and is a predicted model, not a curated record. Gene Ontology annotation, molecular function: carotenoid dioxygenase activity.